This is a messenger RNA of Moneuplotes crassus, 1950 nucleotides long. The record is from the annotation of a GenBank genome assembly. NCBI's taxonomy places the organism in Eukaryota, Ciliophora, Spirotrichea, Euplotida, Euplotidae.
UCUUCAAUUCAAUUACACAUAACUUUACUUGUAAAGCGAACCAACACGAAUGGAAGUACAUAAUCAAGACAAUAAUCAAGCUAGCGAAGGCAAGAAGCCAAAGCAUUUGAAAAAUAAGCCACUAAAAUCUCAAGAAGAUUUUAUUGAUUUUAAAAUCUUCAAAAUCCUAAAAUCAGAAGAUAGUUGUCCAAAACUAGUCGAAGGAGCGAUGGCUCAGGAUCAUGGAGAGAAGCUCUCAGCUGCGGGGAUAAGUCUCGAAGACAACCCACAACUACUCUUUGAACAGAACAUCUUCUCCCACGAAGUCAGUAUUGAGGCAUUUGAUGAAGAAAGGAAAGAGCAGGUGUCAGACUGUGAUAAGCUGAUCAUAUCUCAAAGGGAUGCAAUCAAGCUCUUCUCGAGAGAUCAGAACUACCUGAAAAUAAUUGAGGAGCAAGUCCACGAAGAAGGAUAUCUUUCUUGUUUCCUCCUUGAAAAUCAGAUUCUGCUGGCGAAGCCUGUUAAAGGAAACAUCUCUCAUAGCAGUUAUGGGUUGAAGAUUUUCCAAGGCAGUUCAGAAUCUGGACAGGAAGAUUAUGCUCUCCUAAUGCCUCUUAGCAUUAGGAGAGACCACAGGGUACUUGGAAAGAAGCAAGAAUUAUAUUUUCAACAUAGGCUCUCCCCAGGUAGCUGGUUUUUCUCUAAAGAAGGUUGCAUUGUCUACAAUAGCCUUAUGAAUAUGAUCAGAGAGCAAUACAAACUGAGAGGUUUUGACGAAGUAAUGAGUCCAAACUUGUUCAAUUUGGAGAUCUUUAAAAUUUCAGGACAUUAUCAAAACUAUAAAGAACACAUGUUUAUGUUAAAAGCUGAUGGGCAUGGCAUGGGCUUGAAACCCAUGAACUGCCCUGGGCACCACCUAAUCUUCAAAUCAAAGCUCAGGAGUUACAGAGAUCUCCCCAUGAGAUUAGCCGAGUUUGGGGUUCUUCACAGAAAUGAACUCUCUGGAGCCUUAUCUGGGCUCUCCAGAUGUAGAAAAUUUAUCUGUGACGAUAGCCAUAUUUACUGUAGAGAGGAACAAGUUGAGGAUGAAAUCCUUCAAAACUUAAACUUUGUAGACUACGUCUACAAAUUAUUUGGGUUAGAGUUCAAACUCUUCUUUUCCUCAAAGCCAGAGAAAUAUCUCGGAGACGACGAAGUUUGGGAGGAAGCAGAGAACAAAAUCAAGCAAGCUCUGAAUAACUCAGGGCUUCCAUGGGAGGAGAAUCCUGGAGAUGGAGCCUUCUAUGGGCCUAAGAUUGAUAUUGUCCUCUAUGAUUCAUUACAAAGAGCUCACCAAUGUGCAUCAAUCCAGUUAGACCUACAAGCUCCUAUUAGAUUCAAUCUCAUGUACAAAUCUGAAAGCCAGUCAAUGUCUGAAGAACCCAGUUCUAAUGAGAAAAGAGAAGGAAAAUACUAUGAUUUUGAGCCUGAUGAGUACGAUCCUUCCUCCUUUAGAUGGGAAGAACAACCUCUCAAGUCUGGCUUCAAGAGACCGGUGAUCAUCCACAGGGCCGUGCUAGGCUCUGUAGAAAGAUUUAUCAGUAUCCUCAUUGAACAUCUUGAUGGGAAAUGGCCUUUCUGGAUAUCCCCAAGACAAGCAAAGGUGGUGCCUAUCUCAGAAAAGUUUAAUGAGUAUGCUGAAAGAGUGCAGAAGGCACUUAAAAUGAAUGGAUUCCAUUCAGAAAUAGAUUCUUCUAACGCUAAAUUGCCUAAGAAGAUUAAAAAUGCUCAACUUGACCAAUGGAACUAUAUGCUCAUCAUUGGCCAGAAAGAAGUUGACGCUGAGAGUGUCAAUGUUAGAGCCAGAGACGGCUCUAGGCUUGGCGAGAUGAAGGUCGACGACCUUCUUGAGAAGUUUGAAGAGGAAAGAUCUAUUUUCCCAAAAUUCAAAUUCUCUUCUGAUUAAAGUUUGAUAGUUCAAGAUUAGAAUAA